Molecule: messenger RNA, 3459 nt
Organism: Cephus cinctus (wheat stem sawfly)
Lineage: Eukaryota; Metazoa; Arthropoda; Insecta; Hymenoptera; Cephidae
Gene: Set
Product: protein SET
Exons: 6
Coding region: 1081-2010 (309 amino acids)
Biological process (GO): nucleosome assembly
Cellular component (GO): chromatin; nucleus
Molecular function (GO): histone binding; chromatin binding
Source: RefSeq, a predicted model, not a curated record
CGAUGACGCUGUAGCGAAAAUCGUGGGCGUCCCGCUGGGCGUCUCGACUUCGCGCUUUUGUAACACUUCGUGAUCUCUUUCCACCUUGGCGAUUACUUCUGACAAUCCGUUCUCAAGCUUCACGUUCGUUGAGUUCAGUUUGUUCCAGUUUUUAGGAUCUGGCUGUUUGUUAUAAGCUGAAAAGAGGAAAUAUUUCAUUAGUUUGGAACAACUUUAAUAUUACACACAUUGAUAGAUGGUAGAAUUAUGUAGAGAUAUAUAUACAUAUAUAUAUAUAUAUAGAACUCCUGAAACGUGCUUCAAGUCACGUAAGAGUGAACCGUCAAGUGUAUGUACCUACAUACAAGAUAAUAAUAAUAUAAUUUAAGCAAUCCCGAAGAAAAAUCAUCCAAAUACAUUCAUGGCAGUAACUUCAUAAGUGCAAAUAUAGGUAUAACAAGAAUAUAUAAUAACUCAAACUAUCGUCCAACUAUAACAGAGAGUGCCGACAUGCUGCAUUGGUACGUUAUCGAUAGCGCUACUUCUCUAAGUAGAAAUUUCUCUGCAUUCAUUUUUUAAAAAUUUCAAAUUUAAUCCAUUAUAUAAAUAAUGAUAAUACAUAUCUUUGACUUAUUUUAAAUAGCAAAGUGAAAUUCAUGAAAUGAUAUGACAUCAAAAUAACAUGAUAGUGGAUGCUUUUCAAUUAUCUAAUUUGUGUCAAUAUAAAACUACAUUAUUGGUCACAUUGAAAAUAUUCCACUGGAGCCAUAAAAUAGCGAGACUGUGUCGAAAAAAAUUCAGUAAUUGGAAAGCAUCCACUAAUUUACUAAAUGAUAUGAAUUAUCAUUAAUCUUGCUGUUACUCGAAAUUUUUGCCACUAGAUGGCAACCGUUUAAUCUUCGUAAGCAACUCUAGGCAACUAACGUUACGUAGCAUCUCUACGUUGUGCAAAAUUUUCGUGGUUGAUUUUCGGCCUGCGUACCCCGCGAAUUCGCAAUCGAGUGCGGCGGCGGCGGUAACGACGACACGAAACAGCGAGUGCGUACAGGAGGAAAUAAACAGUAAGCGGUGGAGUGGUGACACAAGAGCGCGCGUGCAGCCAUGUCUUCGCCGAAUAAGAAGGUCAAAAAGCUAGAAGACUCGGGAGGUGAGGUGCGUGAUUAUGAUUACGAGACGCAGAAGGCCCUCGAGGAAAUUGACGGGUGUCAGAAUCAAAUCGAUGGCCUCAACGAGAAGGCCAGCGACGAAAUCCUCGAAGUCGAGAAGAAGUACAACAAGCUGCGCAAGCCCUACUUCCAGAAGCGAAACGACAUCAUUAAGAGGAUACCCAACUUUUGGGUUACUGCCUUUGUAAAUCAUCCACAAAUAGCACCUAUUCUAGAAGAGGAAGAAGAAGAUGCACUGCGAUUCUUAAAUAAAUUGGAAGUUGAAGAAUUUGAGGAUAUUAAGUCUGGAUACAGAAUCAACUUCCAUUUUGAUAAAAAUCCAUAUUUUGACAAUGAUGUACUCACCAAAGAAUUUCACCUUGGUUCUUCUGGGGACCCAGCAUCACAAAGCACUACUAUUCGUUGGAAAGAAGGCGCAGACUUAACUAAGAGGUCAAAAGAUAAAGGUCCUUUGAAAGGACGCAAAAGGCCACUGGGACACAGGACAUUUUUCGAUUGGUUUACGGAUCAUGGUGAUCCCAGUUCAGAUGAUAUAGCAGAGCUGAUCAAAGAUGAUAUGUGGCCCAAUCCCCUACAGUAUUAUUUGGUACCCGACAUCGAUGUUGAAAAUGGUAUCGAGGGUGACGGAGAAGAAAUUGAUAGCGAUGAGGACGAGGACGAGGAAGAGGAUGGCGGUGGUGACGAAGGGGAUGAGGGUGGUGAAGGUGAAGAGGGCGAUGACAGCAUAGUGGUAGUAGAAGAUGACGCUGAUGAAGAAGACGAAGAGGAGGAAGCUGCAAAUGAUGAAGAUGACUGUGUAAAUGAUGAGGAUGACUUAUUAGUGGAUGAUGAUGCAGACCGCGAAGAUGGCGAAGAACCCGAAUAGAAUUUCAGCAUUACAAGAUCGUGAAAUCCAUUGCAUUAUGGACGGAAAAUCAGUGAAAAUGUCUGAACAAACAAUUGUGAAUUGAAUCAAUUAAGGAGAAAUAGGUCGAAUCUCCGAGGGUUAAGCGCAUAAUGAGUAACACCUACUUGGCACCGUACUAUUAUAAUUCUAUUAAUAAUAGGCUAGGGUAAAAGUAAGUCUAGGCGCCAGGUCGGUGUUUCGCUCAGUACAUCACUAUAUAAAAAAAAGAAAUCAAGAAAAACCAAUCCCGUCACUAUUUCUUUAUGAACGAGGUGCAUUGCAAGAAACAUUUUCUUCUGCCGUGGCAGUUAGUCGCUAGUUUGCGUCGUCCAUGAUGGAAAUUUCACUUACACAUACAAAUUCCAGUUUAUGGACUACUCGUUUUUCUAUGAAAAAGAAAAAAACAAGUCGUCUCGAAAUUUCCUUAACUCUGUAAAUAAAUAAUUUUCACUUUUUUAUCAUACUGCAACGUAAAGAUUUCUGAUCGUAAUAUUUGGCAUUGUCGCCAUAUCGCGUACAAUGUAAUGCUAAUUAAAUUUUUUUUUCGGUUUUCUAUAUUUUGACGUCAAUACUUCAUUGUAAUAUGUACGAAUAAUAUAUUUGUAAGUCGUUUUAACUUCACUGACCAUUUCCUCUUAAAUUUUCAAAUAUUUUUCGAAUAACUGUAAUUCCGAUUACCAUGCCGUUUUUCGUUUUCUUCAUUUCUAAUAUCUCGACCGAUGGACCGUUUGAUAUAUUGUCUUUUAUGACUUCGUGUAGAUUCUUUCAAGACUCUGUUUUUAUAUAUUCACGAAGAUACUUGAAUGCAUUAUUUCUUUUUUCUUUUUUUUUUUAUUUGGUCGCACAUUUGUAAAUAGCAGAUACAGGUAGUGCCAAGCUUCAUUACAUUAUGGAAUUAACAAAGCUCGUGUGUAUCUUGGAAAAGUCGAGCAAUGUCGGGAUAAAUGUCGAAUAUAAUUUUUUGAAAUGAGAAGCUUCUACUAUUGGUUUACCUUGGGUUAUGCAAUUUUGUCAAUGACGAGGAUGCUGCUGCUGUUGACGCCGUCGCGCCUCGUUCCUUCUCUUCCAGCCCUAUGCACCCCCCCCCCCUUCCCCGAAAACUCAUUUCUAAUUACAAGUACCGAUAACUAAUGAUAUUUAUAUAUCAAACUAUUUUCCAUAGAUGAUGUUAGAAUUAGUAUACAGUCUUGAGCGAUGAUGAAGUACCAGUCAUCCAUGCUUGGACACGUAACUGAAUCCGUCACUUUGAAAAGGGCCAUUUGUUCAAUACCGUUGAAAACUCUCGCGGGACAUUAAAUUCUUUCGCAUAAAAAGAUAAACAACUGUUUUCUACUAUCUGGGAACAAAUUGAAGACAACCCUUUUCAAAUUAACUGAACCAAUUGUGUUGUGCAGAAAAUCAUUAGAAUAAAAUUGUCAGUUUGAAAUA